Centruroides sculpturatus (bark scorpion) is the source of this 5658-nucleotide messenger RNA. Its product is annotated as transcription initiation factor TFIID subunit 1-like. Gene Ontology annotation, biological process: transcription by RNA polymerase II; RNA polymerase II preinitiation complex assembly. The record is from RefSeq and is a predicted model, not a curated record. Gene Ontology annotation, cellular component: transcription factor TFIID complex. Gene Ontology annotation, molecular function: RNA polymerase II general transcription initiation factor binding; TBP-class protein binding; RNA polymerase II general transcription initiation factor activity. Bases 587 to 5242 code for a protein of 1551 amino acids. The transcript is spliced from 36 exons. Lineage: Eukaryota; Metazoa; Arthropoda; Arachnida; Scorpiones; Buthidae.
GAACACGGCAGGAUGCAUUGUCUUUAUGAGUACGAAAAGAUAUUGUUCCUUCAUUUACAUAAUAUACUUUCGAGUGACGUAACAAAGUGAUCAAUACGUUGGUAUAAAAAGGCAUCAAAUACCUCACUAGGCCGUAAUUUCGGUUUUACAAGUACUGUACAGUAUUGUAAACAAAUGACGUUGAAGUGACAUCAUCAUUUACAGUCUUAUCCAAUCGGCUCUUUUUUCACAAAAGACAAUUUUGAGCAUUUGUGAACUUCGUUAAUUGUCUCGACUAAUUUUGAAACUCAAAAAAGUAUCACGUGAUCCGAAUUGGCAAAUCGUCGUUUAGUAAAUAUUUAAAACAGAUCGACGUAAAAUCUCGACGAGAGUCAAUUGGUUGAUUAGAAGGAACGAGAAACCAAUUAUCUUCAUUGUGGUAAGUCGAAGCAAUUGAGAAGUUUGGAAGCUCUCUCGUCACAAUGAAUGUAAAAACUUGUUCCUCGAUGUAUUUCGGCAGGCGGUUUUUCGUGUGAUUUGGGAAUGAACUUAGGUUAUAUCGUGGUAAUACGUAAAUACGUAUUGCAUUGAUAAAAAGUCAAAGAAAAUGGCAGAUACAAUACUUCUGGACGAAGUUAUUGACGAGAGUUACAAUGCAGACGACGAGAAUGAUUCAAUGGAAAAAGAAUUUAAAAAUGAUAAAUUGUUUACCAUGAACUAUUCUGUGGAUACAAGAAGUGAAGAAGUAAACCAAUACCAAUUGCAAAUGGAAAUGAAAUCGCCUAUUAUAGAACCUGCCGCUCUUUUAUCCAAAAAGACAAUGACUAUAUCCGAUUAUUAUAAACCAAGUAAAAAAAAUGUGCCAAAUAUCUGGGGUGGUGUAAGAAAGAGAAAUUCAAAACGAGGUAUUGAAAAACAUCAGUUAAAAGUAGUUGAAGAAAAUUUGUUAAUCGAGAGUGACGAAGAAGAAAAGUUCUGUCAAUCAGAAAAAGAAGUACAAAUUCAGAUAGAUGAAACUUUCGUUGUGCCAGAUUCUGAAUCAAUUUCCUCAUGGCGUUUUGGUGCAGCAGAAUAUUGGUUUAAUUUGUUAAAUAUUCCUGCUAAUAGCAAAAAAUGCAAUUAUGGAUUUAAUUUAAAGGAUGACGACUAUGAUGAAGAAAUAAUUGAUGAUAUACCUCUUGAAAAUUAUUUGAUGGUGAAUCAGCUACAAUGGGAAGAUGAUGUAAUAUGGGAUGGUGAAGUUAUUAAAAAUAGAGUAUUACAGAACAUGAAGAAAAAUAACACACCAUAUUGGGCCCAAAAAAUGUUAAGGCCGAAACAGCAAUGCAGCCUUACCAACCUUUGUGGACAGCAAGACAAAAGACAUGAAAAUAGGACUAUUUUACAUAAAGUGGAAUCAUUUUUAAAAAAUGAUGAUGGUAGUUGGUAUUCAAAUCUCCCUGUAGAAAAUCAAGAUUUACUUAGUGGUGAAUGGGAAAAAGAUGUCAUAUGGAACUGUGAUGAAAUGACUUCUCUUCCUGAACCUAAUAUUUUAACAUUGGAUCUAAAUGAUGAAAAUAUCAUUAUGGAAAUGCCACAUGACACAAUAGAGGAUUCUAUCAAACAGGAGCAAAUUUUAAAUGGUAAAAUUAGCAAUGGCAAAAAGGAUGUUUGGAAAUUCUGGAAGAAAGAAAUUAUUGCUCCUUAUGAACUCCCAAUAAUUCAAAAAGAUUCAUUUAAUAUUUCAAAUGAUGAAUAUUAUAAUCCAAAAUGCAUUCAAAAUUAUAAUUUAAGAUCAAAUGAAGGAAUCAUAAUUCAACAUUCAAUUCCUGCAUUGGAACUGCAUCCUGCUUUUUAUCCUCCUAAUAUUACUGAAGCUGUAUUGAGGAAUUUUCAUCGACCUGUGUUGAAGCCUUAUUAUCGAGGUCCUCUGUCAAAAUCCAGAAGUCAUGAGGUUAUAUUUCUGAAAAAACACAUUAAGCAAGUAGCUGAAAUGAGGGAGAGAGAACGUGAAGCAUCAGGUGGUGGAGACAUGUUCUUUAUGAGAACAAUUAACGAUCUAUCCAGUAAAGAUGGGAAACUUAUUUUUGCAGAAUAUUCAGAAGAGUUUCCUCCAUUAAUGAUGAAUAUUGGAAUGGCUACAAAAAUUAAAAAUUAUUAUAGGAGGAGACCAGGAAAAGAAAUAGCUCCAACAUUUAAGUAUGGAGAGCCAGUGCAAUUUAUUCAUACAUCACCAUUCCUAGGUCAUUUGAAACAAGGACAGAGUUUGCAAGCAUUUGAAAAUAAUUUAUUUCGUGCACCACUUUAUGAGCACCAAAUGCCAAAUACAGACUUUCUAAUUAUAAGAACUCAACAAGGUUAUUAUAUUCGGGAAGUAGACACUAUAUAUGUAGUGGGACAAGAAUUACCAUUGAUGGAAGUUCCUGGUCCGAAAUCUAAGAAUUCAUAUCUUUUUACAAAAGAAUUUUUGCAGGUUUUUAUUUAUCGGCUUUUCAAAAUGAGUACAGAUCAUCCACCUCGAUGCAAACUUGAAGAUAUUAAAAGAGCUUUUCCAUGUUAUUCUGAAAGUAGUAUUAGGAAACGGCUGAACCAUUGUGCUGAAUUUAAAAGAACAGGUAUUAACUUAUUAUACCACUUAUAUUACAUUAAUUUAUAUAUUCUCAAGAUUUCAAUGACGGUGGAGAAGAUUGAAAUAUACAGAAGUAGUAUAGGAGAAGGCUGUUUAAAUGCGAGGGAUGCCGAGAGCCUGCCUUCGGCAUGGAAGUACUUGGAUGCAGGUUAUGGAGAGAAAUUGAUAUUUACUGAAGAUGAAAAUGAAGAAGACUUUCAAGGAAAAAUUGAUGAUGAAAUAAAAGCUGCACCUUGGAAUACAACUAGAGCAUUUAUUAUGGCAAUGAAAGGAAAAUGCUGUUUAGAAAUAAAUGGUGUGGCAGAUCCUACAGGUUGUGGUGAAGGAUUUUCAUAUGUGAGAUUACCAAACAAGUCUUUAAUGUCUGUUAAAGAUGAAAACAACGCUUUCCCAAAGAAGCCAAUCGUUGGUACUGAUGCAGAUCUUAGGAAAAUGUCACAGAAGAAAGGCAUACAGUUAUUACGUUCUUGUGGAUGCUCAAUUGAAGAAACUAAAGAUUUAAGUCGUUGGGAAGUAUUACAUCUCAUCAGAGUCUUGACUUCUAAUGAAGAAAAUAUGGAAGAAUCUGAAUUGAAGAAGUAUGCUCGAAAACCGAGACCGACAAUAACAGACCAAUUAGAAAAAUAUGCCAAAGAAUGUCAGAGAAUUUUUGAAAUCACUAAAGAUUUAAGUCGUUGGGAAGUAUUACAUCUCAUCAGAGUCUUGACUUCUAAUGAAGAAAAUAUGGAAGAAUCUGAAUUGAAGAAGUAUGCUCGAAAACCGAGACCGACAAUAACAGACCAAUUAGAAAAAUAUGCCAAAGAAUGUCAGAGAAUUUUUGAAAUCCAAAAUAAAGUUUUAUCGUCAAACGAAAUAUUAUCGACCGACGAAAAUUCUACCGACGAGGACGACGACGAUAGCGAUAUUGAAGAAAUGGGUAGAAAUAUCGAAAAUAUAUUAGCCGAUAAGAAAACUUGCAAACAGAUUUCGGAAGAGCAAGAAGAAAUUCAAAGGCAGGAAUUACAAAAACUUAUGAACAAAGAUACAAACAAAUUAAAUAAGAAAAAUAAAUUAAAAAACGAAGAAACUACCAGCAAAGAAUUGAUAACGGACGAGAGUUACGAAGGGAAAAUACUAGAAAUUACCAGAACGUACAAAACUCUAGAAGGGAAAUUGUUUAACAGAGUGGAAACCGUUAAAAAACCGGAGAUCAUAAGUAGAUACAUUCAUAUAAAAACAGCCAAGGAUUCAGAAUUGGCAAGAAAAGUCAACGAGGACUUGGAAAAAGAAAAGAGAAAAGAAAUCAGGAAGGAAAAGAAGAGAUUACAGGAUAAAUUAAGGAGAAUAAAUAGAAACCAGGAACGGGGUUUCUAUGAAAUUCCGGCAAAAAGGCCGAAGAAGGAACUAAUCCCCAGCAACAUGAAGUGCGGCGCGUGCGGCGUGGUGGGUCACAUAAGAACCAACAAGAUCUGUCCCAUGUACCAGCCCCAGCCCUCGGCGGUACGCAUCGCCAUGACGGAGGAAGAAGAAAAAGAAGCUUCGGACGUUCUGAACGAGAACGCCUUGGUGAAGGUAGAGGACACGAAACUGGUCCUGUCCAAGAAAUUUAUGGAGCGGAUGUUGGAAGUCCGGAAGAAGACCAUGAGGCUGACCUUUCGCAAGGACGUCAUCGACCCCAAAAAGGGAGGUUGGCCGCGCGACUAUGCCGGGAGGAAGUGCGAAGAGAGAAGAAAUUCCGCCCUUUCCGUGGAAGAAACGUUCAGGCCCGCGGCCAACAAUCGCUGCGUUAGAAAUCCCGUGGUUUCGCUUUCUACCGUCUUCCAAGAAAUUUGGCAGAAAAUGAGAAACGUUCUCAACAGCAAUCCGUUUUGGUUUCCGGUGAAAUCCCACACGGCUCCAGACUACUACAAGAUCGUGUCGUCUCCCAUGGACCUUUCCAGGAUUAAACACAAGCUACAGGAGUUGGACUAUCGAAACAGAGAAGAAUUCCUCGACGACGUCUGUCAAAUAGUCAAGAACAGCAGCCUGUACAACGGAGAAUACGACGUUUUGACGUCGACGGCCAAAGAAAUGCUCAAGAUCUGCGUCGACGAAUUUCAAAAGAACGAAGAGCGUUUGAUGAGUCUGGAGGAGGCCAUCAAUCACGACUCGUUUAACGACAACGUCACCGCCCUGUCUUACAUCCUGACAGGCGUAGUCGAUAAACAUUUGAGGACCAUACCCGAAUGUUGGCCUUUUCUUCAACCCUGCAAUAAAAAGUACGUUCGAGAUCUGACUAACGGAGAAACUCCCAUGUGUUUGCAGAUAAUAAGCGAAAAUAUCAAGAAGCUGAAAUAUCGUAACGGAAGGGAAUUUUUCGAGGACGUGGAGAAGAUCUGGAAGGACAGUCGGGCCAUUAGAGGCGAAGACAGUCAAUUCACCAAGAAGGCCAAGGAGAUUGUCGACGCCUGCGCCCGGGCGCUCGAAAAGUACCGCGAGAAACUGCGCAAAGUGGAAGUCCCUGACGACCGGGAUGAGGAAAUCUCGGACUUUUACCCGGAAGGGCGGAAGGAAGGAGGAAACGAGUCGGAUCAAUUGGCCAGGGACUUGCACCUGUCGCCCGACAACUCUGAAGAGGAGGACGACGAUGAUUUCGACCCUCGGACCACCGAACUCCGGUCGGAAGUGGUCUUUUAGUUUCUCCCUUCGUCCGUCCCCGAUUCAAUUCUUUCCGGUUCGCAUCCGAAGGAGGAGAUGCGGUAGCGGAAGUUACCGGGUCGAUCCCGGCGUCACCCACAAUUCUUUCCGUCGACGGACUGGAAACUUUCGCGCGUGGUCUUUGGCGGAAUAAGGCGCGGAGAGCCGCCUGCUUUAAUUAAGCCCGAUAAGUUAUAGUUUUGAACGCGCCGGAUUUCGCCUCCCUCCCGUAAAACGGCCGCCGAAGAAAGGCGUCGUCGGUGGAAGAGAAGAAAGAAAAAAAAUGGGAUCGGAGCGUCACGUUACGCGUUUACGUCUUUUGUUAAAGAUUAGAAGCGGAAAAUAAAAUUAUUCUCCGCCGGAACCUUUGACUUAAUCUCGCGUAACGAACGGAAGGAGGAGGAGAAAGUCCAUUG